GUGUCUGUACAAUGAUCUUUACAAGGAAGUCCCCUGAAUAAAGGGACAGCAGAGACGGAUACACUGUAUCUGCUUCUGGCUCUGUAGCAAGUACGGUAUCUCAGCAGGGUGAAGAAUGGGUUUUGCUGAAGACAAGUUUGAGGAGUACCUCCGGAGCAACAUUCGCCUUCUGUACAAUAUAACAUUAGAAGAAAUAUUGCCGCAUAUUCAAUGCCUUACGAUUGCCACCCAAGAGCAGUUAAGGCAAAAGUAUGAACUCAGAGGGAAUCAAAAUGCAAUAUGGGAAUUCGUUAAUGCCUUAAGAAAAAGGGACGGAUGGGUGAGAGAGCUUCUGAAUGCCCUGAGAGAGUGCAGGCAGCAUGAGCUAGCGAAUCAGCUGGAGGAAGAAUACAAUAAACAUCUUAGAAAACGUCCUUCACAAGCGUUUCAGUCUCCGGCUGCAUCAGGAAGGAAUGCUCUGCUCAGCGCAGAUAUAGAUAAUGGCAACUAUCAACAACCAGCGUCUCUGCAUAUUCAUAAAGAAGCCAGCCCAUUUGGAAGCCAUGAUGAUUCCACAAUUAACUACAAUCAACAGCAGCCCCAGCCGAUUUACUCACCAGAUCACGUAACAAAGUCACCUGUCCAGAUCUCAUCAAUAUUAACUGCUUCUGAUGAUGUUUGCCCACCAACGUCUACUCUAAGCAAAACAUCCUGCUCAGUGACCCCACGGGAUCAUCAGAAAACACCGGUGUCUGACUCUCCUCCUUUAACCGCCACAUCUACUCCCUCGGCCCUGAAUUCAGAGCGACCUCUGUCUAGCACCCCAAGGGACCCUGAUGUACGACGGAAACUGGCGCAGAGGCCCACUGAUUCACCGGAUGCAAUUCACUCUGCCAGUAGUGCGUCCACCAAUCGUCCUGUAAACCGGGCUUCACCCCCUGCUGCCAGAAAUUCAGACCACACCCUGACCAGCCCCCCAAGAGAUCCUCUUGUACAAGUGGUGUCUCCAAUAAACCCAAAGUCUUCUACCUCCACCCAGAAUUUAGACCGACCUCUAUUCAGCACCCCAAGGGAGCCUGAUGUACGGCAGAAACAUUUUCUGAGUCCCAGUGGUUCACCAGAGGCAAUUUUGUCCAGUAAUGCAAGUCGCCGUGAUGUUUCAAGGGGGGAAAUGCCUGAAUCUUUACCCACAAGGGCACUUUCACAUCUUCCAAGACAUUCAGAGGUUGCUGAAAAUCCAAUUGCACCAGGUUCAUCGGUGAGGCCACUAAAUCAUUCUGUUGAUGAAAAUGAAGAUGAUAUGAUGCUGAGCAAACCAGGAGAACUAGUGUCCUCUGUAGAAAUUAACAACACCCAAGCGGGGGUUUCGAGGGUGACUGAAGCCUUAUCUUACAAACAUGAGUUUCUUAUUAGCUCAGAGUCAUCGCAAAAUUUGGAGAUAAGUCGUUCAUUGCAGAGUAGGGAUAUGCAGCGUACUCAAGAUGUCAACAGAGAGGAGGUUGAGGGUCAACCAGCACACAGCAACACAGACCGCAAUCAGUCUCAGCUGAACAGUUCAUCAACCAGGAGUGAUCAUGGCAGGGAUGAAUCUUCUACAAACAGAGUGCAGCCAGAAGAGAAUGAUAUGCCUUAUGAUAAUUCAUCAGGAAUCAUCCAGAGAAAUUAUGAGUACAAUCUUCCAUAUUUAGAUAUUAAUCAUCGGCUACUCCAGAUAUCACAACAACCGGAGGAGACCAGCGACGCGGAGUAUACAGAUGUAAGGAAUUUCAGUAUUAAUGUCAGGCAAGAUGCCAGCUUAGAUCUGAUGGCAGUCAAUGCCCCUCUGAAGAGAAUGCCAUCUCCAGCCGGUGGGCCGGAGCCAGAGAAGAGUCGCAAUAGCCAAGACCUAGGCAAAGUAUCCAAAGAUACAGACAGAGACAGCAAAUUACUUCUUACAGCUCUCGCCAUUGCCGGCGUUUCCCUCGCCUUGUUCCUGUUAUGGAGAAGAGUUAGAAAAUGAUUCACUAGAUGCCGGCAAGAAAUUUAAUAGCACUUAGCAGCAGGAGAUGACCAGCCCCCGGCAUACAAUAUACUUUCAUAAAUUCAUGGAUAUUAAGUGGAAAAAUAAACACUGCUUUACAAUGAA
Molecule: messenger RNA, 2104 nt
Organism: Xenopus laevis (African clawed frog)
Lineage: Eukaryota; Metazoa; Chordata; Amphibia; Anura; Pipidae
Gene: mavs.L
Product: mitochondrial antiviral-signaling protein
Exons: 12
Coding region: 116-1978 (620 amino acids)
Source: RefSeq, a predicted model, not a curated record